This is a messenger RNA of Tripterygium wilfordii, 1921 nucleotides long. RefSeq lists its product as uncharacterized. The record is from RefSeq and is a predicted model, not a curated record. The transcript is spliced from 5 exons. Gene Ontology annotation, biological process: base-excision repair. Lineage: Eukaryota; Viridiplantae; Streptophyta; Magnoliopsida; Celastrales; Celastraceae. Bases 80 to 1288 code for a protein of 402 amino acids. Gene Ontology annotation, molecular function: DNA-3-methyladenine glycosylase activity.
UAUCAGCUUCUUCUGAUAAUCAUCUGUUAAUCUUUCAUAUAUUGAUCACCAAAGUACACUCCCCUUUUGUCUGAUAAAAAUGUGCAGUUCUACGGCUAAGGUGACCUUAGGUGUUGAAGUAAUGCCUCCGGUGGCUAAAAUCAAUGGCCGUCCGGUGCUUCAGCCGACUUGCAAUCGGGUUCCUAGCCUAGAAAGGCUUAAUUCCCUCAAGAAAGUACCAUCGAACACACCUCCACCUCCACUUCCAUUGUCACAACCGGAAGGCAUUGCUAGGCCUAAUAAGGUCCCAAUGACUCCGCCAAUGUCUCCCAAGUCCAAGUCCCCACGGCCACCGGCUAUUAAGCGAGGUAAUGAGACUAAUGGGUCCUUGAAUUCUAGUUCUGAGAAGGUUGUGAUUCCCAGAAUUAACACCACAAAGAUUACUGCAACUCCAUGCUUGGAGAAGAAGAAGUCAAAGAGUUUUAAGGAGAGAAGUAGCAUUAAUGUUGAGGCUUCUUUGAGUUAUUCUUCUUCUUUGAUUGUUGAAUCACCUGGAAGCAUAGCUGCUGUGAGGAGAGAACAAAUGGCACUUCAGCAACAGCAAAGGAAGAUGAGGAUUGCUCACUAUGGGAGGUCAAAAUCUGCCCGGUUUGACUAUAGCGUUGGCACCGAAGAAACAAAGAGUACCGAUGCUGAGGAAGAGAAAAGAUGCAGCUUCAUCACUCCAAAUUCAGAUCCAAUCUAUGUUGCUUACCAUGAUGAAGAAUGGGGAGUUCCUGUCCAUGAUGAUAACUUAUUGUUUGAGUUGCUGGUUCUAAGUGGUGCUCAAGUUGGUUCAGAUUGGACUUCAAUCCUGAAGAAAAGGCAGGAUUUCAGGGAUGCAUUUUCUGGGUUUGAUGCAGAAACUGUUGCCAGCAUCACUAAUAAACAAAUGGUGUCAAUCUGUGCACAAUAUGGCAUUGAUAUAAGCAGAGUUAGAGGUGUUGUUGACAAUUCCACCAGAAUUCUUGAGAUCAAAAGGGAGUUUGGAUCGUUUGAGAGAUAUAUAUGGGGGUUUGUGAACCACAAACCCAUCUCUACUCAGUACAAAUUUGGCCACAAGAUCCCAGUGAAGACAUCAAAAUCAGAGACCAUAAGCAAGGACAUGGUUAGGAGGGGAUUUCGGUUCGUCGGUCCGACCGUGGUUCAUUCAUUCAUGCAAGCCUCCGGUCUAACCAACGACCACUUGAUCACUUGCCACAGGCACCUCCCUUGCACCCUCUUGGCCAACCCUCGCCGGCCGGUCGAGACCUCCAUUGAUCAACCCUAAUUUGCAGUCACAUUCAUCACAGGAAAGGAGAAACAAAAAUUUACCAAGAGUAUAUAUAAGUUUAAUUAAGGUCAUUUGAUUUUUUCUAACUUGCAAAACAUGGUUUUGUGAUCACCUUUGUGUAUAAAAUAAUAUUAGGGAAUAGUAGUGCUGGAACCCUAAAUAGUUAACGUGGGUUUGUGACAUGUAACUUGUGAGUGAAUGAGUGAGUGAGAUGCUGUGAGAUUUUAUUUUACUUUGUUUUGAUGAUAUAUUGGUGAUAGUGAGUGAUUGGAAUAGGUCAAUUAGAGAGAAGAAAAAGGAGGGUUGGGAGUGGAGGAGACAGAGAGCAUGUGCAACUGUGCAUAUGGGAGGCAAUGGCAUGUGUUUGGGUGUCAGUUUGCCUUUUUUUUUUAAAAAUUCCAUGUGAGACCAUCACACAAUUGCAUUAUUUGUAGGACCAUGACCUCCAUCUCUCUCUCUUUUGGGUUGGGUUUGAGUUGUAGUUUCUGACUUUUGAGAGGGAAUAUUAUACCUCUUCUCUUUAGCUUUCUUUAUAUAUGCAAUGUAUCCUUUGGAUUUGGCUUGUGGGAUUUCUUUGAGUGAUGUAUCAUGUGCUUCUCUGUACUGUUUUGGUGACUGAAUAUAUAUAUA